AUGGCCUCUGCAUUCGAGCCCUCCAUGUCGUCCAGCCUUUCGAGGCCGCCGCCCAUGGCCACAGGCCCCUCCAUCGCCGACACGCUGCCCAACAUCAACUUUGGCUUUGACGACCUGCGCGAUCGCAUGGCCAAGUUCACUGUCAAGUUCGACGCCUUUAUAGAGCAAGGCCGCAAGCGUGUGCUCGAGGAGAGAAACCAAUUUCACAUGAACAUUGCUGAGCUACAGGCGCAUGAAGAAGAAGGACAUUGA
This is a messenger RNA of Verticillium alfalfae VaMs.102, 252 nucleotides long. RefSeq lists its product as hypothetical. The transcript is spliced from 2 exons. Bases 1 to 252 code for a protein of 83 amino acids. NCBI's taxonomy places the organism in Eukaryota, Fungi, Ascomycota, Sordariomycetes, Glomerellales, Plectosphaerellaceae. The record is from RefSeq and is a predicted model, not a curated record.